GUAUGGAUAAAAUUUAUCGAAUACAUUCCUUUUCCGCUGAUAGUAUCUCGAAAAUGACAAAUAGAGAUAUUCAAUAUAUUAUAGAUAACGUAACAUUUGAUUAUAGUAUUAAGAUAGAACCUACCCUAAAAUCCGAAUUCCCUGAACCGAGUUCAGGAAGUGAUCAGCAAAUUUCUUGCGAAAAAGAAAAUAAAGAUUCAGAAUUUUUGGAAACAGAGGAUAAACCAGAAACUGUAAAUGAGGAUAAUAAUAUAAGCGAGAAAGCCGAAUAUUUACUGGAGGAAGAGAACCUCAUUUAUGGAAUAAAGAUGCAAGGUUUUAUAUUAAUCGACAUUCUUGAAACCAAAUUUUCGGUUACUAAGACAUUUUUUCGCCUAUCGCCUUCGGACGUAAUGUUAAUUCUUCAUUUAAGAUCGCCCAGUCCAAGAUAG
Ambispora gerdemannii is the source of this 431-nucleotide messenger RNA. Lineage: Eukaryota; Fungi; Glomeromycota; Glomeromycetes; Archaeosporales; Ambisporaceae. The record is from the annotation of a GenBank genome assembly.